GCUUCUUUCCCAUAUCUUUGCAUAUGAAGGCCUUAAGUAGCACAUUGGUUGAGCCAGGGGCGCUGUGCGGGGAGAAACUCGGAGAUUAACAGACGCGAGGCUUCGUCCAUUCAGCAGCGCGCAGAGCAGCCCGCGCGCGCCGCUCCGCUCCCUCUGUGGGCGGUGUUUCAAACGAGCGGAUUCGCGAGGAACGUGGGAGCUGUCAUUGCUGUGAGACACAUUCGCGGAGACCAGCAUCACCGUUGACAGCAAUCACAAGCGCUGGGAUUCUGUUCAUUUAAAGGAUCAGUGCCUUCUUAACAUGCUGCUCCACAUAUAAUCAAAUGAAAUUUGCUUUAGAUUCGCCAGAUCUGAAAGGGGAUUUUGGAAAGACACAAGCUGAUCAUGAAGUGGGAUAUUUUACUCCUCUCCGGUGUUUUAGAGAAAAAUGCCGGAUGCAUCCGUUGAACGAAGGUAUUUUCCGCUGGAUUAACAAAGGACAGUAUUUUUGAAACAUACUCUCUGUGCAAAAACACUGGUUUAUUGCUGUCUUCAGGAAACAGAGAUGUUCUUGUGAAGUCACAGGGGAAACAUAUUGUCAUUCGUUUAGUUUUCUGCCUUGCCAAAUGCUGUGGUGCUGAUGAGAGACUGUUCGUCGGUAACAGUUUUUUUCUCAACCCAGAAUGACAGACAAAUAGCUCUCCGCUUGAGCGAUGGAAACACUGUGAGGUUUCUCACUGAACUUGAGAAGCAGCAACAGCGACUGCCACAGUCUCGACCCAACACAAAUCAGCACAUAAUAAUGGUAUGGGCUUCUGAAGUCGGUCGGAGCAUGGAGUCCGCGCACCAGGCAGGUUAGGGGGUUUUAGGAGACACGCUAAGAACCCUGUUUUGACUCCCCAUCCUGAAAUGAGGCAAAAUGUUGAUGUGUGACAGAGGAGUCCAAAUGCUGAUCACCACGGUGGGCGCGUUCGCCGCGUUCAGCCUGAUGACUAUCGCUGUGGGAACGGACUACUGGCUGUACUCACGAGGAGUGUGCCGGGCCAAAAGUAAUAACGAGAACGAGACGAGCAGGAAGAACGAGGAAGUCAUGACCCACUCCGGACUGUGGAGAACCUGCUGUCUAGAAGGAACAUUUCGAGGUGUCUGUAAGAAGAUUGACCACUUUCCAGAGGAUGCAGAUUAUGAGCAGGAUGCAGCAGAGUAUUUACUACGAGCUGUGAGAGCGUCCAGCAUCUUCCCCAUCAUGAGCGUUGGGCUUCUGUUCAUGGGAGGUUUGUGUGUGGCUGCCAGUGAGUUUUACAGGAGCAGACACAAUGUCAUCCUCAGUGCUGGAAUCUUCUUUGUCUCUGCUGGCCUAAGUAACAUCAUCGGCAUUAUCGUGUACAUAUCUGCCAAUUCGGGCGACCCUGGCCAGAGCGAUUCUAAGAAGAGUUACUCAUACGGCUGGUCCUUCUACUUCGGCGCACUGUCCUUCAUAAUGGCCGAGAUGGUGGGCGUGCUCGCCGUGCACAUGUUCAUUGAGAAACACCGGAAGCAGCGCGCCAAGUCCCGCACCGAGCUGAUCAAGAAGUCGGCCUUCAGUCGCAUCCCCAGCUACCGCUACCGAUUCCGCCGGCGCUCCAGCUGCCGCUCCAGCGAGCCUGCCUCACGUGACGCUUCGCCCAUGGGCAAGAGCGGGUACACGGGCCCCGCUGCAGCAGACAUCUCCAUGUACACCCUGUCCAGGGAUCCCUCCAAGGCGGCAAUGGGUGCCUUGCUCAACUCCGAGAGGGAGUUUUUGCAGGCUCACAACUCCAACGCUAAGGACUUCAAAGAUGCGGCCAACAGGAGGACCACUCCAGUCUGAGAGAGUUUAAGCACAGAGGAAGUGCCACGGCCAAGCGGUUACAACCACAGACUUGAGCUGGACCCCAGCAGGAAGAAGAAUUCACUCGAGGCCUGCAGGGCUAUAACCCUCUUUCUAUAACAUUAUAUAUAAAUAUACAGUCAUGGCAAGUUUUGGUAGCAACAUCAAUUUUGUGUUUUGCAAAGGUGUUCAUUCACAUUGUUUCUAGAUUAUUGUGUAGAGCAAUUUUAAAUUAUUACUUAAAGCUUCAA
Molecule: messenger RNA, 2079 nt
Organism: Carassius auratus (goldfish)
Lineage: Eukaryota; Metazoa; Chordata; Actinopteri; Cypriniformes; Cyprinidae
Product: voltage-dependent calcium channel gamma-3 subunit
Exons: 4
Coding region: 899-1828 (309 amino acids)
Biological process (GO): neurotransmitter receptor transport, postsynaptic endosome to lysosome; positive regulation of synaptic transmission, glutamatergic; regulation of AMPA receptor activity
Cellular component (GO): postsynaptic density membrane; AMPA glutamate receptor complex
Molecular function (GO): voltage-gated calcium channel activity; channel regulator activity
Source: RefSeq, a predicted model, not a curated record